Trichechus manatus latirostris (Florida manatee) is the source of this 5659-nucleotide messenger RNA. RefSeq names its product SS18 subunit of BAF chromatin remodeling complex (gene SS18). The transcript is spliced from 11 exons. The coding region runs from base 110 to 1366 and encodes 418 amino acids. The record is from RefSeq and is a predicted model, not a curated record. Gene Ontology annotation, molecular function: transcription coactivator activity. Lineage: Eukaryota; Metazoa; Chordata; Mammalia; Sirenia; Trichechidae.
CCCCUCCUCUUGUUCCUGACGUGGUUCAACCCGGGAGGCCGGUGUCUUUCCCCAGUUUGCCGUUCACCCGGAGCGCUCGGGACUUGCUGAUAGUGGUGACGGCGGCAACAUGUCUGUGGCGUUCGCAGCACCGAGGCAGCGAGGCAAGGGGGAGAUCACUCCCGCUGCUAUUCAGAAGAUGUUGGAUGAAAAUAACCAUCUUAUUCAAUGUAUAAUGGACUAUCAAAAUAAAGGAAAGACCUCAGAAUGUUCUCAGUAUCAGCAGAUGUUGCAUACAAACUUGGUCUACCUUGCUACAAUAGCAGAUUCUAAUCAAAAUAUGCAGUCUCUUUUACCAGCACCACCCACACAGAAUAUGCCUAUGGGUCUUGGAGGGAUGAAUCAGAGCGGCCCUCCCCCACCUCCUCGUUCUCACAACAUGUCUUCAGAUGGAAUCGUAGGUGGGGGUCCUCCUGCACCACACAUGCAGAACCAGAUGAACGGCCAGAUGCCUGGUCCUAACCAUAUGCCUAUGCAGGGACCUGGACCCAAUCAACUCAGUAUGACAAAUAGUUCCAUGAACAUGCCUUCAAGUAGCCAUGGAUCCAUGGGAGGUUAUAACCAUUCUGUGCCAUCAUCGCAGAGCAUGCCAGUACAGAAUCAGAUGACAAUGAGUCAAGGACAACCAAUGGGAAACUACGGCCCCAGACCAAAUAUGAAUAUGCAACCCAAUCAAGGUCCAAUCAUGCAUCAACAGCCUCCUUCUCAACAAUAUAAUAUGCCACAGGGAGGUGGGCAGCAUUACCAAGGACAGCAGCCACCUAUGGGAAUGAUGGGUCAAGUUAAUCAAGGCAAUCAUAUGAUGGGUCAGAGACAGAUCCCUCCUUAUAGACCACCUCAACAGGGCCCACCACAGCAGUACUCAGGCCAGGAAGACUAUUAUGGGGACCAAUACAGUCAUGGUGGACAAGGUCCUCCAGAAGGCAUGAACCAGCAAUAUUACCCUGAUGGUCAUAAUGAUUACGGUUAUCAGCAACCGUCGUAUCCUGAACAAGGCUACGAUAGGCCUUAUGAGGAUUCCUCACAACAUUACUACGAAGGAGGAAAUUCACAGUAUGGCCAACAGCAGGAUGCUUACCAAGGACCACCUCCACAACAGGGAUAUCCGCCCCAGCAGCAGCAGUACCCAGGGCAGCAGGGCUAUCCAGGACAGCAGCAAGGCUACGGUCCCUCACAGGGUGGUCCAGGUCCUCAGUAUCCCAACUACCCACAGGGACAAGGUCAGCAGUAUGGAGGGUACAGACCACCACAGCCUGGACCACCACAGCCACCCCAACAGAGGCCUUAUGGCUAUGACCAGUGCAUUAUUCCUUUAGGUACAUCAUGACACCCAACAGACUUCCAAGCAUAUCUGCUUUUGUGGAAAUGUAAACUUUUAAGGUACUAUUUCUUAUAGUACAGAAAUAUUUCAACUGUAGAAUACUUUCUUGAUAUAAAAUAAUUAAUAUAACUUAUAAUGGGAAAUGUAGCCAAAGGAAACAAUUAGCUAAUUAUGUACUCCUAGUGAGGACUUUUCUUGGAAUAGGUACUGUUAUACACAGGAACAGACAACAUUUCGUUCCAUUAUACGUAAGGUUACCAUGAGUGGGAGCCUACUUGACGGCAAUUAGCAACAAGUUUUAAACACGUUUAAGAAAUAUUUUAUAAAGUAUAUUUGUCUGCAGGCAGUCCCCGGGUUAUGAAUGUCUAGCUUAACUUAUAACCUGUAGUUAUGAACCAACCCUGGUAAGACCUAUUACAUUAAACAUUCAAGGUACAUAAAUGGUUCAUAAUAACAGACGUGCUACUUUGUGACAUGUAGCAAAACAUUAUUACUGUAUUAUUAUGUUAAAGAUGUUUUAGUAUAUCUGAAAGUGUUCAAUGUUUUUAUGCAUAGAAAAAUACACUAUAUAUUAUAACAAACAUUUAACUAGCGAUUAGAUACCAACCGUACCUAACUCUUCUGACUUAAUGUACAAAUUCAGCUUAAAAACAGAUUUAGGAAUGGAAUUUAUUGGUAAUCUGGGGACUGCCUGUGAAUUAUUCUCUUUUGUUCUACCUUUCUUCUGUUUUAGAGAUGUUCCUUAUCUCCCUCAAAAGCUAACAUUAACAUAUGCAUACUGGAAUUAUUUACCUCCCCCAUGGGAUUUUGCUAUUCAUUUAUCACCUCUUUUGUAUCUAUACUCACUUUUUCUCUCCUGUUCUGUCAGUCUACAGGCUUUCAAGUCUACCUUAUUAAAAACAACAAAGCAAAACAAGCUUUCCUUGAUUUUUUGUGGUAGCUGCCUAACUAAAUACCUCUGCUGGUACUUUGUUAGCCUCACUUUAGCAUGAGUAAAAGGUUCUUUACCCUCAGUCUCCAAAAUAUCUUUCCAUCCUCACUUACCACUUGCUGUUGUUAAUUAUUAGCAUUUUUAAUAAGCUAAGCAGUCAUAAAGUUCUCACAGUAGCAUAUAAUUUAUAUACUAAUAUAUACUACAUCAGAGUUUAGGAAAUACAAUCUCUUAUUUACUCUUGCUUAAUUCAAUUCAACAAAAUUCAUCAAACAUUUAAAUUCCUACUAUGUGAAAGGCCAUUUGCUAGUCUCUUGCAUAUUUAGAAUUAUGAAAUCAGUUUGCAGUUUAAUGUAUUUUCAGAAGAAAUUACGCUGUGACACUAUGUACCUAAAUAUAUAUGAAAUUUUUUGUUGUUGUUGUAGGUGCAAUUGCUUGUAUAGUAUGACAGUGUUAAAAAUAACUUAUUUAUAAUUUUCUGUGCUAAACUAUUAUGGUUGAAUUAUGGUCAAAUUAUUAUCUAAUUAUAUUUUUAAAUUUGUUUUUUAGGGACAGUAUGGAAAUUACCAGCAGUGAAAAAGUACUAACAUUCCAAUAGCCAGUACCUAUUAGCAGCCAUAUUGUCACCUCAUCACUGUGGACACCUCCCUGUGUAGAGAUCUUUUCAUUCCAUCUAGUUUUUGGAAAAACUCUGUGGAUAAGUGGCUGUUUCUUCAGUAAACAGCCUUUGUGGCUUAGUUGUAAAAGGCUUUAGUAGCUCAAAAAUACUCUUGAUUUCACAUUUCUACUCUAGAUGGCAACAUUGGACAGAAAAUACAAUGACAUAACCAAUUUGCAAUGAUUUCGGAACUGUUUCAAAUGGACUGUUACAGACUGAAAGGUGUGAACAGCUUUGUAUGUUUAUGAAGGUUAAGGGAAUUUAAUACUUUUCCACAGAUUCUUUUGUAAGGGGAAGAGGGAAAGGUACACUUUUUACAGCAGCAAUAUUUUGUAUAUUAUGUUUAUUUCAUGUGAAUAUGCAAGGCAGUACACGCACUGGGCAGAAUCAGAAAUCCUGUUAAUGUGGAUUGGAGCAUGGUAGAUGCUUGAUUGUGUUGGUCUCAAAAUGGUGUACUAUAAAGAUAAAGGUGAGGGAGAACACAAAGCACACCAUAUGUCCACUAUUAUGUUGUUACAGAGGAAAUUCAAAUCCCUUUUAUCUAUUAGAUAAUCAAGGGCACUGUGAUACAGGUUUGACUAAAAAGACAUUUUUUAAAAGCCUUCCAGUUUUGUGGAUUAAAACAUUUUUAUAAAAAUCAUUUAUAAUAUAGUUUUAAAAUGUGAGGCAAUAAUUACUUCAUGUUGGAUCUGAAGAAUCUUUGCUAACAGUUUCAUGGAGAUGAAAUGGUAAUCCUCCCCUAAAAUAGCAAUAACUGAAAAUGGAAGUAUUAAUUUACUGUGAGUAAUCAGGGAAUUUAGUAAGUAAUAUCAAAGAAUUUUAUAAAUGAUAUCAAAGAAGAGUCAACAUUGAUCCAGUAAUUUUAUUUUUUAACAUUACAAGGAUAAUUGGUUUAUAUAGUAAAAUAGUUCAGACUUUACAAACCUUUAUUUCAACUUUCUUAACUGGAACUAAUGCCAUUUAUAAAGGGACACUUUUAUGCUUUUCCCUUUUUUAUGUUGGUUCAUAUAAGACAGAGAUGUUGUUGAGGUUUUAUUCUGAUCUGUUAUUAAAAGCAUAGAGGUUGCAUGCUAGAUUACCUUGUUUGUUAGUAUGGCAUAUUUAAUCAUUAUUUGAGACUGCCCUAUGCCUGAUUAUUUUAACUAAAUUCAGGGAUAUUGUAUUGGGCAGGAAAGCAUGCAUAGAGAAGUUUUUAACCACAAUUAUUUAGGCAUAAUCUGAAAACAUCUAGCCCAAAGGUGAGUUGCUAUUUUCAUCACAGUUGCCUAUGCCCGGGGAAUAAGAUGUAUUCCUUAUAAAUGAAUUGUUUUUUUUUCUCACUUCUAACUGGAAACAAAACAGAAGGGAUACCAUAAAUUUGAGUAAGCGAAACAUACUGUUCUCAACAUACUGUAAUCAAAAGAAGACAUUUCUGUGUGUGUGUGAGAGAGAGAGAGAGUGUGUGUGUGUGUGUAUGUGUAUGUGUUUUAAUAUGAGAAUAGGUUUGCUUUUUUGUUUUCAAGUUGGUCAGUAGAAAAUGACAUCAAGGUUUGAACAGAUAAAGCAUGGACAGCCUUAUUGUGAUUAACAUACUUGUAGGUUCUGUGCCUGUUUUCCACCACUGUGUACUUUGUUGCUAUUUAAAACUGUAUCAACUCUAACAGAAGAAUAAAUUAUUUGUGAUUUUAAUUUUCUCAUCUGUUUCUUUAAAUUAGAUCUCUUUGACUCUCUUGGUUCGUCUGGAGAUUAUACUGUGGGUUUUUUAUAUAAGUUAGACCAAUAUAAGCAGACUAUAUUUGUAUUCUAGGACUUUAUUAAAAUUCUGUUGUCAUGCCCAAGUUAAUUAGAAUUAACUGUUCAGUAAUCAGCAUGUUGUGUAGGCUGUUUGUUACAGAAUUCUUUCUCUGAAAAUGAAGUCCAUGAGGCAAUAAUCAAGAUGACUGAAUUAGAUAAAUGAGUUGAGGAGACAAAAUUGUACUGAACCCAACCUGGUGUAGAUAUGUUAUCUCAUUUGAAAUAAGCUCAGCUGACAUUAAGAGGUAAUUUGUCUCGCCAACCCAUCUUCUGUUGUCUUGUUCUCCUUUUAAUGGAAACUAAAAUUGCAAUUUUAAUAAGCAGAAUUUCCUCCAGGACUUUCUUCCUGGAGACUAGUGCGUUUGCAAGGUUUAAUUGUUUUAUAACAGUCCUAUUUUGUAUAAGUUUUUAAUUGGUGGUGACAAAAAUUACCUUACUCCUUUGAUACCUAGUAAGAAAAUAACUGUACCAGUAGCUUUCUACCGAAUUUGGUAUUUCCAUAUAGAUUAUAUAUUCUAAAACGGAAAUUUUUAGUUGAUCAAAGUGUGUUAUAAUGAAUAAAUAUCAUACUGUCCCAUAAAAUUCUGGAAGCAAAAUAGUAAAUUACUAAGAAAAGAACAGGGUGAUUAUUGAUGAACAUUUAAAAAUACUUGAGUGUGCUAGGUUAGUGGUUUAAUAAUUAAAUUGUUAGUAGUAUUCUUUAGCGUUAUGGUGCACGUUAUUUUUGGUUUUGUUUUAACUUUUUAAAUGGAUUUUUCAAACAUACACCAAUGUGGAGAUCCCCCAUGUAGCAGUUUCCUAACUUAGCGACUUAGUAACCCAUGGCCAAUCUCGUGUCAUCUAAACAAACAAACAAAAAAAAACCAAACCCACCGUGGUUGAGUUGAUUCCGACUCAUAGUGACCCCAUAUGAUAGAGUAGAACUGCCCUAUAGGGU